Molecule: messenger RNA, 447 nt
Organism: Nicotiana tabacum (common tobacco)
Lineage: Eukaryota; Viridiplantae; Streptophyta; Magnoliopsida; Solanales; Solanaceae
Product: auxin-responsive protein SAUR68-like
Biological process (GO): response to auxin
Source: RefSeq, a predicted model, not a curated record
AUGAAGAUGCUCAGUACUAAGAAACUCAUCAACAUGGCCAAGAGAUGGCAGAAGUUCGCGGCAAAGCAGAGGAAGAGGAUUUCAUUUCCAAGAAAUGACAGUGAUACAGACAGUUAUAGUACAUCCUCAUCCUCUAUAGUUGAAAAGGGUCAUUUUGUAGUAUAUACAGCUGACCAAGCACGGUUCGUCAUUCCCUUGGCUUACCUUGAAAAUGAGGUCAUUAGGCAACUUUUAAGCAUGUCUGAAGAAGAGUUUGGGCUACCGAGUGGUGACCCUAUAACAUUACCGUGUGAUUCAGACUUCAUGGACUACAUUAUUUCACUAAUCAAGAAAGGUGUAUCUGCUGGAGAUCUUCAUAAAGCAUUGCUCCUCUCAAUUACUUCAUGUUGCUGUUCAACUUCUUAUUUGCACCAAGAAAGUAGAAAUCAACAGAUUCUUGUUUGUUGA